UUGUCACUGAAGUCUGGCAGGCCUAAACAGUGUCACAGCUACUAAACCAGGUCUCUCCAUAAGACUGAAGCAUAGGCUGAAAACUUCAGAAAGGAAAGGACAUUAAUCAUUCAUCUAGUAGCAGUCGGCUUGGAUCACAUACAACAUCUCUGCACUGGAUCAUGGUCCUUCAGGCCAGCAGUGUUAUGAGUAUCCCAGCUUCAGUGAGUGUUGACAACCAACUACCUGCUUCCUGGACAUCCCACUACAACUGUUCUGAUGUUUCCAUGGUGACAUCUGCUUACACGGGUCGGAUAUGGUCACAGGAUCUUCAUCCACAGAAUUGGUCCAAGUAUCAGGUCUGGGAGUGGCUCCAACAGACGUUGGACAUGCACCAAAUCGAUGCAACCAGCAUCCCCUUCCAGAACUUUGACUUGGAUGGAAGGCAGCUUUGCUACAUGAGCUACCAAGACUUCACCCGGGCAGCCGGAUCCGUAGGCCCCAUCCUAUACCAAAGCCUGACUGAUCUCAAGUGGAACAGUCAGUAUGGCCCAACAGAUCUGUUUUCACCAGGGGAUAUUAAAACAGAAAUAGAUGCAGACUUCCCAUGUUCAAUUCUCCCCUUCAAGGAAGAGUCCAGUUUUUACAGCACUUCAGAACUAUUUGAUAUCAGAAGCUCAUUCCAGCCCAAUACCACGUUGGCCUCACCGGCACCAUCAAGUCCAGAUCCCAAGAGGUCACAUAAUCGCUCUCAAGUCAAAAGACACAAUCCGCGUGGAACGCACCUGUGGGAAUUUAUUCGAGAUAUUCUGCUGAAUCCGGAGCGUAACCCCGGUUUGAUCAAAUGGGAGGAUCGCUCCGAGGGGGUUUUCCGUUUUCUCAAGUCGGAAGCUGUGGCUCAGCUUUGGGGCAAGAAGAAAAAUAACAGCAGUAUGACCUACGAGAAACUCAGUCGAGCGAUGAGGUACUAUUACAAACGAGAGAUCCUGGAGCGAGUGGAUGGACGAAGACUCGUCUAUAAGUUUGGCAGAAAUGCUCGAGGAUGGAGAGAAUCAGAGAAGUGAAGAACUUUUGGUUUGAAUUUCUUCACAUGUAGCUUCCAUGUGAAACCUUUUAUUUAUUAUAUUAUGUCCAUUCCAAUUUUUUUAUUUUCUGUUUUUUUUUUUUUUUGAGGGACUGUGCUGUGAUGUUUAUAAUAAUUGUGUACUUGUCUGUAAGAUUGUUGUCAUUAUUUCAUAUUCUUGCUUUUAUUUUUCAUGAAAACUGCCAGCUUUUCAAAGUGUUUUUAAACAUUAAGGGCAAUUUAGACUGGACGAGUUUUUGCUUUAAAAAUAAUCAAAGCAGAGUGCAACGAGUAAAACAGAUUGCAGGUGUCUUGAGAAAUAUUUAGAAAUAAAAGCUGAAGUUUACACAGAAGAAAGCAAAAAUUUGUUUAGUGUGAACAGCCCCUUACUUUGGUCUUUAUGAACUUUCUUUAUUGCCUAAGAGAAAAAAUACUUUGAAAUACUUUGUUUACUUUAACACUGUUUUAUAGUACCAUUGUUUAUAUGGAUUUUUCUGUGAUAUUGAAGUGUAACAAUUUGCAUCUAUACUGUGUAAGGCUGUUCGAUCGUUUUAUAUAGAAGAUUGCCCAAGGAUGCUGCAUAAAUAAGUUCCAUUGGAUUUUCAACAAGUUUUGCUUUUAAAUGGCUUCAUUUGACUUGAAAAUAACCCGGGUCCAGUUCAAGUAGAAUGACCUCUUGCAAUUUAGAGUAGACCCUAAUCACAUUUACAAGUCACCAGAUGCAGGUUUUUUUUAGGGGGGGCCAAACCUGUAGCAUAUUGUUGGCAAAUGUUUUUAAGGUUUUGAUGAUUUUGGUAUAAUGUAAAGCUUGCUUUGGUUUUUUUAUGCUGUACAUAGUCUAAGUUUUA
This is a messenger RNA of Xyrauchen texanus (razorback sucker), 1890 nucleotides long. RefSeq names its product ETS homologous factor-like. Lineage: Eukaryota; Metazoa; Chordata; Actinopteri; Cypriniformes; Catostomidae. Gene Ontology annotation, molecular function: DNA-binding transcription factor activity, RNA polymerase II-specific; sequence-specific DNA binding. Gene Ontology annotation, cellular component: nucleus. The record is from RefSeq and is a predicted model, not a curated record. Gene Ontology annotation, biological process: regulation of transcription by RNA polymerase II; cell differentiation. The transcript has 9 exons. The coding region runs from base 162 to 1043 and encodes 293 amino acids.